UCAACUUCGAACUCUAUCUGUUUGUUUGAGUGUUUUCUUGCAAGCCGCUGGCUGCUUCCAUUCGCUUUUUGACUUAGAGUUGUUGACUCGAUUCCAUUCCUUCUCUGCAUAUUCACUCCUUCGCUUCAUACGAUCAUUCCUGAAUCUCUUGCUGCUUGAAACAUUGUGUUGAACACCCACUUGCCGUUCAAGACCAAAUAUCCCCGUCGACGCCAUGAAGUCCCUUCUCUUCAUGCUACCCCUCUUCAGCCUUGUGGCCUCCAAACACCACCCGCAUUCCCAUUCCAAGCGACCUUGUUCCCAAGGCACCGUUACCGUGACCUACACGCCUACCGUCACCCUUAUCCCCAUCUCUUCGGAUGCUGCUCCCAUUUCAACACCCAUUUCAGAUUCCAGCUCUGCUCUAGAUGAUGCAACGACUGUCGUCACAUCAAUCAUCUACGUGACCCCCUCGCCAAUCCCUUAUUUCCCGAAUGGAACCUUCAACUCAUCAGCUCCAUCUGGUCCAACCGGCCCAUCAACCUUGUCAUUUGUCUUCGCCUCCUCCGCCAUAGAAGAUGCGUCUACCGCCGCUCCAGUCGAAACCAACAUCCCAACAUCGGAAGCAGUAGUGAUCCCCAGCUCCUCCGCCGCAGCAGUUCCCUCCGCAUCCCCUUCUUCCUCCUCUAACCCAGUAACUGGGACGGAAGGUGCCCUCAGCGGAACCAAUUCCGGCGAGGCCACCUUUUACGGCGGCAACGUUGCUGGCGGAAUGUGUUCUUUCACCGGAUACACUAUCCCAUCUGGAAUCUACGGCACCGCGCUAUCCGACUCGAACUGGGCCGGUGCAGGCAACUGUGGUGCCUGUAUUUCGGUAAAGGGUCCUGAUGGGAACUAUAUCAAAGCUAUGAUUGUUGACCAAUGUCCCGGCUGCGGCACCAACCAUCUCGACCUCUUCCCCGAUGCCUUCAGCGCCCUCGCCGCGCCUUCCAAAGGCGUAAUCCCAGUCUCCUGGUCCAUCGUCCCUUGCGGCAUCACCUCACCCAUCGUCCUUAAAAACAAAGAAGGCACCAGCAAAUACUGGUUCUCGAUUCAAGUGCAAAACGCCAAUGUUCCAGUUUCAAAGUUGGAAGUGAGCGUUGAUGGCGGGAAGACCUUCGCUGGGACGACGAGGAAGGAUUAUAAUUACUUUGAGAACGCGAGUGGAUUCGGGGUUGAGAGCGUAACGGUGAGGGUGACGAGUGUGACUGGGGGUGUUGUGACAGUUGGGAAUGUGGGGACGACGCCAAGCACGACAUAUACGGCGUCUGGGAAUUUUGCCUAGACGGGGGGGUCAAGCUCGUGAGAUGAGCGUAUGGGAUGAAGCUGCUAUCUUUUUCACUUCUACUUCGGAGUUCUAGACGAAGCUCCGAGCGACGACUUUUUUGCUUCUGUUUAACUUCUAACAACAUGACCAUCUUCGCUUCUUGUAUGUAUU
Molecule: messenger RNA, 1456 nt
Organism: Lindgomyces ingoldianus
Lineage: Eukaryota; Fungi; Ascomycota; Dothideomycetes; Pleosporales; Lindgomycetaceae
Product: barwin-like endoglucanase
Exons: 2
Coding region: 215-1303 (362 amino acids)
Source: RefSeq, a predicted model, not a curated record